Carassius auratus (goldfish) is the source of this 1511-nucleotide messenger RNA. Its product is annotated as zinc finger BED domain-containing protein 4-like. The coding region runs from base 125 to 1324 and encodes 399 amino acids. The transcript has a single exon. NCBI's taxonomy places the organism in Eukaryota, Metazoa, Chordata, Actinopteri, Cypriniformes, Cyprinidae. The record is from RefSeq and is a predicted model, not a curated record.
AUAGCGACAGACAUCCAAGCUUUUUCUGUGGUGGAAGGUGUGGGGUUUAGAAGGCUGCUGGCUGCUGCAGAGCCUAGGUACACUCUGAAGACAGAAAAGUUUUAUCGCACAGAAAAAUUGCAUCAUGUGCAUGCAAGUGGUGAUCAAGAUAAAGGAGCUUUUGGCUGUUGAAAAUGCAAAGCAUAUUGCAUUUACAACAGAUUGUUGGUCAGGGUCCACUGAGUCCCUAAUGAGCUUGACUGCUCACUUCAUCGAUGAAGAAUGGAACAGGGUGCAAGUUGUCCUAAAUGUGAAAGCCAUGAGUGGAUCUCACACUGGCGAGUACAUUGGACAGUUGUUUUUAGACAUGCUUACUGAGUGGGAUAUAGACAGUGAACGUGUGCUGCUGGUGCUCAGGGACAAUGGAGCCAAUGUUGUUAAGGGGAUGAGGUUGGUGGAUAUGCCUGACCUGAGCUGCAGUGCUCACACCCUCCAGCUUGUUGUGAAUGAUGGUCUCCAGGCACAGAGAGCUGUAGGUGACAUCCUGGCCAAACUGAAGAGGUGUGCAACCCAUUUUGGUCAUUCAGUCCCUGCCAAGCAGAGGCUUGAACAAAUUCAGAAGGAUGUUGGUCUACCUGAACACCGCAUUCUCCAGGCAUGCCCGACCAGAUGGAACUCUACAUUGCAUAUGCUCCAAAGGAUGCAGGAGCAAAAGAGAGCACUGACAGUCUACUCUGGGGACUUUGGACAUUUUACAUGUCCAAGUGUGGAGGAGUGGGACCUGGUCGAAAAGCUGGUCAACACACUGGAACCAAUUGAGGAAAUUACUCUAGAAGUGAGUAAGUCUGAUGCAUCUGCAUCAUGCAUCAUCCCCACCAUUGAGGUUUUGAAAAGAUUUCUGGAGACUCAGGGUCCUGAAACUAGAGGAAUUCAGACUUUGAGGAAGGUCAUGCUCGACAGCCUAACCAGAAGGUUUUCCAAGAUUGCAGAGUCCAAAGAAGCAGUGCUGGCCUGUGUGCUGGAUCCUCGUUACAAAAAGCGUCCCCUCUCUGACAGCACAACCAAGAAGGCCAAAACCUGUCUUGAAGAAGAGGCAGACAAACAACAUCAAGCAAGCUCAGCAGCCACUCAUAAGGAUGCCGAGGGAUAUUCAAAGAAACCUAGGAUGGAGAAGUCCCUAGACCAGAAGCAGAGUGUACUUGACCAUCUCUACGAGGACAUGUUGCAGAGCCAGCAAACAGUGACAGGGGUGUCUGAGAGUCUGAACGAGGAGCUGGAUCGGUAUCUUCAAGAGCCCGUUCUUGAUCGCAAAACAGGUUUCACUAUUUAUUUUUCAGUGAUAUAAAAUUAAGUUAUGCUUUUGUAUAUUAAGUAUAUAACAUUUGUAUUUGUCAUCAUCAUCAUCAUCAGGUGACCCCCUGCAGUGGUGGAGGCAAAACGCUGGCCGCUUCCAGACUCUGGCUCCAUUGGCCAGGAGGUUUCUCACUCCUCCACCUUCAUCUGUCCCUAGUGAGAAGGUAUUCAGCACUGUG